Molecule: messenger RNA, 2389 nt
Organism: Larimichthys crocea (large yellow croaker)
Lineage: Eukaryota; Metazoa; Chordata; Actinopteri; Sciaenidae
Gene: grk5l
Product: G protein-coupled receptor kinase 5 like
Exons: 16
Coding region: 483-2237 (584 amino acids)
Biological process (GO): protein phosphorylation; signal transduction; regulation of signal transduction
Cellular component (GO): cytoplasm
Molecular function (GO): G protein-coupled receptor kinase activity; ATP binding
Source: RefSeq, a predicted model, not a curated record
GUGGGCGGACGCGCUGAUGUCCUCUCUGGUGCGCUCAACCAACCCCUGCUGUUGUAAUGUAAAGCUGGUAGUAUCCUGGUGUACGGCUGGAAAGGAUCCACUGAAGGAAAAAAAAAAGGGGAGCCCUCGGUUCGCGUACAUCGGUGCCUCCAAAACUUGGAGAUUUUCUGCAUCGGGAGAUUCCGCAGCCAAAUUACGCAUGGAAUGGUUUUGGGGGGAUUGGAGUAGAAAUGCAGCGCCGCACUUCCAGCCCACAACAAGAACCAUGCCCAGCUUACAUUGCAAGCCAAUCUAUGACAUCCUGUUUUAUCCUCUACGACUUUGAUAUGAGUGAAAUUUACUCGGAUACCGACGAGGAGUGAAGAAAACACACACACACACACACAGACACACGCACGGCACUCAAGCUGAAGGACGUUGUUUUUUCGCUGCAGACGCUUGUGUACCCGAAAACCUCUGCAUUUAGGAUUUUUUCUUUUUUGAUGGAGCUGGAGAACAUAGUAGCCAACACUGUACUGCUAAAAGCGAGAGAGGGUGGAGGAGGAAAGCGGAAAGGGAGGAGCAAAAAAUGGAAGGAGAUCCUUCGCUUCCCCCAUAUAAGCCAGUGCACUGAGCUGGGAAACAGCACUGAGAGGGAUUAUGUCAGCAUCUGUGAGAAACAGCCAAUCGGAAGGCUUCUCUUCCGUCUUUACUGUGAGACCAGAUUGAAACUGCAACGAUGCAUCCAGCUACUGGACGCAAUGGAAGACUACGAGGUGACGCCUGAUGAAAAAAGAAAAAGCAGAGGGGACAAAAUCAUCAAGACUUUUCUGUCCAAACAAUCACCUCAGCGUGUAGACAUAGCAGAGGUUUUUGCAGACCAGUGCAGAGAGAACCUCGAGCUCAGUCCAUGUAAGGAGAUCUUCAGCAACUGCCGCAAGGCCGUCCAUGACUACCUGAGUGAAGCUCCGUUCUCUGACUACCAGAACAGCAUGUACUUUGACAGAUUUCUGCAGUGGAAGGUGCUGGAGAGGCAACCGAUCACGAAAGACACGUUCAGGCAGUACAGAGUGCUGGGUAAAGGGGGAUUCGGAGAGGUGUGUGCGUGCCAGGUUAGAGCUACGGGGAAGAUGUACGCCUGCAAGAAGCUGGAGAAGAAGCGGAUAAAGAAGAGGAAAGGGGAGUCCAUGGCUCUCAACGAGAAGCAAAUUCUAGAGAAAGUCAACAGUAGAUUUGUCGUGAGCCUAGCGUAUGCAUACGAGACCAAAGAUGCUCUGUGUCUGGUGCUGACUAUCAUGAACGGUGGAGACCUGAAGUUUCACAUCUACAACAUGGGCACGCCGGGUUUCGAGAAAGACAGGGUCCAGUUUUACGCUGCUCAAAUCUGCUGUGGGCUGGAGCAUUUGCACAGGGAAUCCAUCGUCUACAGGGAUUUGAAACCGGAGAAUAUCCUAUUAGAUGACAAUGGACACAUCCGUAUUUCUGACCUGGGGCUGGCCAUCAAAGUGCCUGAAGGGGAAUCCAUCAGAGGCAGGGUGGGGACUGUAGGCUACAUGGCUCCUGAGGUGAUAAACAAUGAAAAGUACGGCAUGAGUCCUGAUUGGUGGGGGCUGGGCUGCCUCGUUUACGAGAUGACCGCCGGGCGAUCGCCGUUCCGCGCCCGCAAAGAACGAGUGAAACGGGAGGAGGUGGAGAGGAGGGUGCAGGAGGAAGAGGAGGAGUAUAACGACAAGUUUACAGAGGACACCAAGGCCAUCUGUAGAAUGCUGCUGACCAAAGACCCUAAGCAGAGGCUGGGGUGCCUGGCGGACGGAGCAGCGGGCGUCAAGGCCCACUCGUUCUUCAAAAACAUCAACUUCAAGAGGCUGGAGGCUGGAAUAGUGGAGCCUCCCUUUGUGCCUGAUCCUCGGGCAGUGUACUGUAAGGAUGUUUUGGACAUAGAGCAGUUCUCCACAGUCAAGGGAGUAAAUUUGGACCAAACCGACAAUGACUUCUACUCCAAAUUUGCUACAGGCAGUGUUUCCAUCCCAUGGCAGAAUGAGAUGAUUGAAACGGAGUGUUUCAGAGAUUUGAAUGUGUUCGGGCCUCAAGGGACGAGACCUCCAGAUCUGGACUGGAAUCAGCCACCAGAGCCGCCCAGACGCAGCCUGCUGGACAGGAUCUUCAGGAGGCAUCACCCUGAGGUGUCUAUCUCCCACAGCCGUGUGCAGUCUUCCAGUGUAAACUCUGUGGACUCCAUGUCCAACUCUGCCCCCUAGUGGCACAGUGGCAGUGUGGGAGCCACACACACACACACACACAAAGGGAAGGAGCUCCGAGGGGCUUCCCCGCUGCUGAUUGGUCCACAGCCAGGGCCUGAGCAGCAGCCGGAGACAGCCUGUCUAGAAGCCUAAACGGUCAGCCCAUGGGG